Messenger RNA from Vespa crabro (European hornet), 1248 nucleotides. Its product is annotated as glutamate receptor 2-like. Gene Ontology annotation, molecular function: glutamate-gated receptor activity. The record is from RefSeq and is a predicted model, not a curated record. Gene Ontology annotation, cellular component: membrane. Bases 1 to 1248 code for a protein of 415 amino acids. NCBI's taxonomy places the organism in Eukaryota, Metazoa, Arthropoda, Insecta, Hymenoptera, Vespidae. The transcript is spliced from 8 exons.
AUGUCUUUAGCUGUGUGGCUAGUGAUAUUCAUUUACAAGGGACAUAUUUCCGAUUAUUGUUACAAUCCACCAGGUAAUAUAUUUCAUUUAAGAUUCAACUCAGUAAUGUUGGUUCGUUGUGGUAUGGAAAAUAUUUUACGAGAAUGGUAUUCGAUCGAUGCUAAUGUACUCGAGAUCAAUGAUAUAGCAACGUGGAGCCUAGAAAAAGGAAUCAUUAAAUUAGUUCCAGAUUUUCUUUUCGAAAGAAGAUAUAAUUUACAGGGUUUGGUUAUGAGAACUGUUGCACUCAAAGAUACAGCAUUCGUAAGAGUAAAGAAGGAUGAAGAUUUAGAUGGUUUAUUCGGUAAAAUAUUAAAAGAACUUUCUGUUACGCUUAAUUUUAGUUUAGAUAUUGUCUCGAAAGUGGAAGAGCAUGGAAGAUGGAAUGCAAGAAAACAGUCAUGUUCUGGAGCAAUUGCAGAAGUACAUGAUGGACGUGCUGACAUUGCUCUUGCAAAAUUUUCCAUUACCCAUGAGAGAUUAAAUCCCGUUGACUUCACAAUUCCUUUUUUCACUUCCAAAAAUUGUCUCUUCAUUCGGAAACCAGAAAGACAUGCGAUUAAAUGGACAUCUUACUUUUCAACUUUCACUAAUUCCAUUUGGAUUGCUACGUUUGGACUGUUAAUUGUUGGGUCGAUCUUAGUGGCAUUUCUGUUCGGAUUGAUAGAUUUUUCUGGUAGAUCUUCGUUAAGAAUGGCAUACUUCUCUAUAUUUCUUCUAGUUACAGUUUUAUGGGCUACCUAUUCAGCAGCUUUGAUAAGUUUUUUAACGUCACCUAUCCGUAUCUUACCCUUUCACUCAUUAGAGAGCUUCGUUCAAGACGGAACUUAUCAACUUGCCGUCUUUCAUGGAUCAUCUUAUGAUAUAUUUGCAAAUUCGCAAAAUCCACUUGCGAAAAAAAUAAUGAAGUUGAUGCUAGAUGAAGAAAAAUUGCCCAUAACUGCACUGGAGGGAUUUGAAAGAAUUUGUAACAAUCCAAAACUAGCAAUUUACACGUAUGAUGAAAUAAAAAAGAAUAUAGAUAAUAAACUACCAUGUAAUGUGAUUCAAGUUGGAACAGGAAGUAUAAACUGUUUGGCUAUAAUUUUAUCUAAGCACAAUCCAUUCACCGACAUCAUCAAUUUUCAAAAAAUUAUAUUAAAAAUAUUAAGAAAUGGCGGCGCUGCAGUUGAUGCCGCAGAGGUUUUCCGUCGGAAUACGCAUCACUGA